AUGAAUACCCCCGACUCGUCAAAAAAACGCCCGAUGUCACAAAUUGCUGGUCGCAAAGAGGCUGGCUGUGAAGACACGAAGAUUGACGUCAAAAGACCCAAGCUCGAAAGGCCUGAUGCAAAGCCCAUGUUCCUGCGCCCUCCGUUUCGUCAAACACCUGGCCCUGUCACAGCUUCCCAGAAUUACAUACGAAACCUAAUUCUGGAGCGUUGGGAGGCAGAAGUGAAGGCCUGCGAGCAAGCAAAAAAACUGCAACUGUUAGAAAUAGCACCAGGCCCAGCUAUUAGUAUCUUACAAGCGAGCAUACAAAGGCUCGUCGUUGAGCGCUGGGAUGCGGAGGUGAAACGGUGUGAGGAAGCCAAACGGGCGCAGCUUUUAGAGGUACUUCUGGCCGCCCAUGGUAUUUCCAAACUAACGUAG
This is a messenger RNA of Suillus subalutaceus, 420 nucleotides long. RefSeq lists its product as uncharacterized. The transcript has 3 exons. The coding region runs from base 1 to 420 and encodes 139 amino acids. The record is from RefSeq and is a predicted model, not a curated record. Lineage: Eukaryota; Fungi; Basidiomycota; Agaricomycetes; Boletales; Suillaceae.